Molecule: messenger RNA, 834 nt
Organism: Anopheles marshallii
Lineage: Eukaryota; Metazoa; Arthropoda; Insecta; Diptera; Culicidae
Product: NFU1 iron-sulfur cluster scaffold homolog, mitochondrial-like
Exons: 2
Coding region: 1-834 (277 amino acids)
Biological process (GO): iron-sulfur cluster assembly
Cellular component (GO): mitochondrion
Molecular function (GO): iron ion binding; iron-sulfur cluster binding
Source: RefSeq, a predicted model, not a curated record
AUGUUGCAAAGCACGAAAAAUCUAGUCUGGAAUUUGCGUUCGGUGGCCAGAAUCGGUCAUGUCCGUUUGGCCAAUGUACUCACAAGCACGGCACCGUACAGCACACUGAUGGUUGCUCACAGGAAAAACACUCUUCUGCACCCGCUAGAUGGGAAAUUGAUGCCAAACAGCCUAUGGAGAAGGGGCAUGUUUAUCCAAACACAGGACACACCAAACCCGGACAGUUUGAAGUUCCUGCCUGGAGUGUCCGUGCUGGAAAAAGGACAAACUAUGGAUUUCCCAUCCGUGUCGUCGGCUCAGUGUAGCCCACUCGCAAAGCUUCUCUUCCGCGUCGAAGGUGUCCGGUCGGUGUUCUUUGGCAGUGAAUUUGUAACCAUCUCCAAGCAGGAAGAUGCCGAAUGGCGCAUCAUCAAACCGGAAGUGUUUGCGGUAAUAAUGGACUUUUUCGCGUCCGGAUUGCCGGUAGUAACGGAUGCAAAACCCAACCCGGAUACGCAAUUCAACGAGGACGACGAUGAAACGGUGCAGAUGAUUAAGGAGCUGCUCGAUUCGCGUAUUCGCCCAACCGUGCAGGAAGACGGUGGCGACAUCAUCUUCGUGGGAUUCGAUGACGGGGUGGUAAAGCUGAAGAUGCAAGGUUCCUGCUCGUCCUGUCCGAGCUCGAUCGUGACCCUGAAGAACGGUGUGCAGAACAUGCUGCAGUUUUACAUCCCGGAGGUGGUAUCGGUCGAACAGGUGACGGACGAGGUGGACAAAAUAGCGGAAAAAGAAUUUUCCCGACUGGAGAAACAGAUUCGCCAGAAGGAUGAACCGACGGCGGAGAACAAAACUUAG